UCUUUUUUCUCAGAAAGCAGCCAGCAAUGCUACAGGUGAAUUGUUUGUACCUGAAGAAGCUGUGUGUGAGAGUCAGGUGUACUUUUGUUCCUGUUCUGCUGCAGUAUCUUCACAGUGGAUAUUGAUGUUGCCCAGGCUGAAAUGGCUUUGGGGUUGGAGCACCACUGCCUGCUGUCAUUCCUGUCCUGUUGCUGCCUGGCACAGGGUGAGCACGUGGAAGCAAGGACAGAUGUGGAAGUGACAUUAAUGCAUUUUUUGGGGGUGGAUGUUGUUGGGCAGGCAGCAGAUAUUCUCAGUGGCAAUGCCGUGGUGUUCCAUUUGUGGCUUUGGGAUGGAUUUGCAGGUGGAACACGAGUCAGGAAGAAGAGGUCUCCAUGGAACUGUAGGAGGCGUGGUCGGUAGUUGUGAUGUCAUUGUGCUUUUGUGACAUUGGAGGAUCACUGUGCUGGGCUGGGAUGGGUUGGAGUUCCCGAAUGCGAGACUCAUCAGUGUUGUUUGGAAUCUUUGGAGCCUCUUUCAUUAGAUGACUCAGCAGCUGUUUCUCUGGCUUUUGUGUCAGAUGGUGGUGGAAGCUGAUGUAGCAGAGGUGUUCUUCGCCGUCUGACUGCCUUGCUAUGCUGUUGCAGGUCCUUGAGAGGACUGGAGGCUGAAGAGUGUGGCCUUGAUUCUAAAGGGAGUGGAAUUUUUAGGUGCGCGGGUAGAAGGUAAGCAGAAAUGUUGUUGGUUAUUCCCUAUCCACAGGGCCAAGUGGUGGGGAAGAGAAAUGAGAACUCUGGCCCAAGGGUGAGUCUGUGGUUUGUGGUGGGGGUGCUGUAGGUAUCUUUAAUAUAUUUUGUUGAAGGAAAAAAAAAUGACCAGAAGUUACAAGGAUGGAAGCAGAAAAUAUGGAUGGCAAUGUCAAGGCACAAAGAAUGAGGAAAGAAAACAAAGAGAAAGGAAGAGAGAGAGAAAGAAGAAAAAGGAAGAAGGACGUAGAAAGAAGAAGAUAAAAAAAAAAAUAAAUAUGGAGUUGAAGGAAUGAGUGUCAACAGAAAAAUGAGUUCUUUUCCCAAAGGACAUUUCCAUUGUUCAUUGUGAGCUCGUUGAAAAUAUUUUGGCCAAGGACAAAAGGAGAAGAGUAGAUAAGGUGGAAUCAGAAGGGAAUGGGGGGAAAAUGGGACAAGGAUAAGUAGGAAAGAAAAGACAGGAAAACAGAACAAGGAAAGAGAAGGGAAAGAUUAAGAACAAAGGGGGAAGAAAGAAAUAGCAAAUGGAAGUAAGAAGAAAAUGUAAAAGAAAGUAAGGAUCUUCUGCAAGUUAAAAUAAAGCCAGAAGGAAAGUAAGGAAGAAAAACACAGGACAGAAAAAUAGAAGCGACAAUACAGGACAACAGCGCACCUACCUCUGCCGAGUGGGUUGGAGUUGGUACCUAGCAGGACUCAAUGAAGGGCACCGAGCUCUGGCGCUGCUGACUCUGAGUUUGAUGAUCAGUGCCGAGGCAGCAGAGACAACUGAAGACCGUCCCAGUGUGGAAAAAGAAGAGUGGAGAAUGGCAAAAGAAGAAAAAGAGAGUAAAGAAUGGGGAACGACAGGAAAGUGACGAAGAUGAAAGCGAAGGAAAAGAAGACGGAGGAGGAAGGAGAAGACUAGAAAGACGAGGGGAAAGGAAGACACAGGCAGGAAACGAAACAUGAUUAAAAAGAGGGAAUUAAAUGAAGAAAGCAAAAUGAAGUGAGAAAGAGGAAGUAAGAAAAAGAAGUGAAAGAUUGUUUGUAAGGAAACAGUGAGUAAUAUGAAAAAUGAAUAAGAAAAUAAAAGGAGAAUAAUGGUAGGAAGAAUAGCCAUAAUGGAGCGGAGGCACAGGCGCUGUGUGUGAGCGUGUGAGGCAGCGGAGCAGCGCACGGUGUCGCUGCAGGCUCAGGAACGGCGUGUGGGCGGCUCCGCCCCGGUGCGGCGGAGAGCCCGGCUGUGAGCGCGGGGGGGCGGCGCGGGCCGGGCAGCAGAGCCGCUGCGUCCGGGCGGCGGCGGGGAGCCGUGCGGGGCCCGUGCCGGGGCCGGCAGGCAGAGCGGCGGCGGCGGCGGCGGCAGGGAUGGGCGAGCGGCGGUGCGCGUUGGUGCGGGUGCUGGUGCUGCAGGCGGCCUGGGCGGUGUCGGGCGGGCAGGUGCGCUACUCGGUGCCGGAGGAAGCGAAGGCCGGGACGGUGCUGGGCCGUCUGGCGCAGGACCUGGGCCUGGAGGCGGGCGAGGCGGAGGCGCGGCGGCUGCGGCUGGUGGCGCAGGGCCGGCGGGCGAGCGUGGAGGUGAGCGGGGCGAGCGGCGCGCUGGUGCUGAGCUCGCGGCUGGACCGGGAGGAGCUGUGCGGCAAGAGCGCGCCGUGCGCGCUGCGCCUGGAGGUGCUGGUGGAGCGGCCGCUGCGCGUGUUCCAUGUGGAGCUGGAGGUCACCGACAUCAACGACAAUGCCCCCGUUUUCCCCGCUGCCCGAAAAAACCUCAGUUUAUCGGAGAACUCCCCUCCUGGGUUCCGUUUCCCUCUGGAGGGCGCAUCGGAUGCGGAUAUCGGAGUGAAUGCUCAGCUCACCUAUACACUCAGUCCCAGCGAGCAUUUCUCUCUGGAUUUGCACCGGAGUGAGGAAUACCGUGAAUCCUUGUUUCUGGUACUCACGAAAUCUUUGGACCGGGAGACGAUUCCCGUUCACCGGUUGGUGCUGACAGCGAGUGAUGGGGGCCGGCCGUCUCUGACAGGGACAAUGGAGCUGCUGAUCUCGGUGCUGGAUGCAAACGACAAUCCGCCCCAGUUCAACCAGUCGGUGUAUAAAGUGCAGUUACUGGAAAACGCUACAGAGGGGACACUUGUAGCGAGGGUGAACGCAACUGAUCCGGAUUUGGGAAGUAAUGGUGAAGUGACAUUUAGUGUGAGCAAUACUUUUCCUGAAAAGGGGAAAAACAUCUUCCAUUUAAAUGCGACGACGGGUGAAUUACAUCUGGCAGGCAGUGUGGAUUAUGAAGACAUUCGUUCAUAUGAGAUACAAAUCGAAGCGACAGAUAAGGGGACGCCCCCACUGUCAGGUCACUGCAAGGUGGUGCUAGAGGUGCUGGAUGUGAACGACAAUGCGCCGGAGGUGUGGGUGACGUCGCUGUCGGUGCCGGUGUCGGAGGACGCGUCGUUGGGGACGGUGGUGGCCCUGCUGAGCGUGUCGGACCGGGACUCGGGGGCGAACGGUCGUGUGCGGUGCUGGGUGUGGCCGGCGUCGCCGUUCGGUCUGGAGGCGACGUUCGCGGGCUCGUACUCGCUGGUGCUGCGCGAGGCGCUGGACCGGGAGCGGGUGUCGGAGUACGAGGUGGAGGUGCGUGCGGAGGACGGCGGGGCGCCGUCGCUGCGCGCCAGCCGCGGGCUGCGGGUGCCGGUGUCGGACGUGAACGACAACGCGCCGGCGUUCGCGCAGGCCGUGUACACGGUGCUGGCGCGGGAGAACAACGCGGCGGGCGCGGAGCUGGCGCGGCUGUGGGCGCGGGACCCGGACGAGGCGGGCAACGGGCGCGUGAGCUACUCGGUGUGGGAGGGCGGCGCGGCGGCGGUGUCGGCGUCGGGGGCGGCGGGCGGCGGGUGGCGGCCGGCGUCGAGCUACGUGUCGGUGGACGCGGAGAGCGGGCGCGUGUGGGCGCUGCAGCCCUUGGACUACGAGGAGCUGCAGGUGCUGCAGUUCGAGGUGCGCGCGGUGGACGCGGGGGAGCCGCCGCUGUGCGGCAACGCCACGGUGCAGCUGUUCGUGCUGGACGAGAACGACAACGCUCCGGCGCUGCUGCCGCCCGCGGGCUCGGCAGCGGAGGCGGGCGGCGUGGCGGGCGAGGCGGCGGAGCUGGGGGCGGCGGGGGCGGGGGCGGUGUCGGGCUCGGGCACGCUGUGGGCGUGGGCGGCGUGGGGGGCGCCGGCGGGGCAGGUGGUGGCGAAGAUCCGCGCCGUGGACGCCGACUCGGGCUACAACGCGUGGCUGCGCUACGAGCUGUGGGAGCCGCGGGGCAAGGGCCCGUUCCGCGUGGGGCUCUACAGCGGCGAGGUGAGCACGGCGCGGGCGCUGGACGAGGCGGACGGCCCUCGCCAGAGGCUGCUGAUCGUCGUGCGCGACCACGGCGAGCCGGCGCGCUCGGCCACGGCCACGCUCAGCGUGUCGCUGGUGGAGGCGGCCGAGGUGGCGCUGGCGGCGGGAUCCUCGUCGUCUUUGUCGUCUUUGUCGUCUUUGUCGUUGUCGCGGGCGGCGGGUGCCGGCGCGGAACUGGGUCCCGGGGCGGCGAGCGCGGCGACGAACGUGUGGCUGGUGGUGGCGAUCUGCGCCGUGUCGAGCCUGUUCCUGCUGGCCGUGGUGCUGUACGGGGCGUCGCGCUGGGCGCCGCGGGCGGCCGUGCUGUCGGGGCCCGGGCCCACGACGCUGGUGUGCGCCAGCGAAGUGGGCAGCUGGUCGUACUCGCAGCGCCACAGCCGCAGCCUGUGCGUGGCGGACGGCGCGGGCAAGAGCGACCUCAUGGUUUUCAGCCCCAACUUCCCUCCGCCGCCGCCGCCUGGCCCCGCGGCCAAGGACACGCAGCCGGAGCCGUCCGCUCUCCUCGACACGGUCAGUUGCCUUCCUUUGCCCAUUUCCAUUUAUUCUCUCCCUAUUCUGCCCCUGCUUGUGUGCUCUGAGCAGUAGCUGGUGGUAUCCUAAUCGAAUUGUCGCGGCCCGAGGGCAGUGGGUGCUUAACGGGUGCUUAACAUUGUCAAAGGACCUUUGCAUCUGCCGCAGUGUUCUUGGCGGAUUCCCC
This is a messenger RNA of Poecile atricapillus (Black-capped chickadee), 4773 nucleotides long. Its product is annotated as protocadherin alpha-3-like. Lineage: Eukaryota; Metazoa; Chordata; Aves; Passeriformes; Paridae. Gene Ontology annotation, biological process: homophilic cell-cell adhesion. The coding region runs from base 2070 to 4661 and encodes 863 amino acids. Gene Ontology annotation, cellular component: plasma membrane. The transcript has a single exon. Gene Ontology annotation, molecular function: calcium ion binding. The record is from RefSeq and is a predicted model, not a curated record.